This is a messenger RNA of Procambarus clarkii (red swamp crayfish), 2140 nucleotides long. Lineage: Eukaryota; Metazoa; Arthropoda; Malacostraca; Decapoda; Cambaridae. The record is from RefSeq and is a predicted model, not a curated record.
GCCUCCUUGUCAGAGUGCCAGGCUUGGAGAGGCACCCAGGCAGCCCCAGCAUGAGGCCAGUAUCAGGUAUACCCUCAUCUUUCUCGCACUACCUUUCGUCCCUCCUCCUUCAUCACACAACUCACGUCUUACUCUGCUGUGUCAGCACUUUUUAAGACAAGAACUUUCUGCAGCUUCUCUGUCUUCGUCAGAAUUUAUUGCCUACUGCUUCAACAGUCCUCAUUCUACCUCUUUCUCCUAAGAGCCAGUGUGAGCCACGAUGCUGAGAGUGGCGAGGAUGGCCGUGUUGAUGGUGGCCACUGCAAUUAUGGUGCAGGAGAGCCUAGCGUCCGAAACCAAACCCAUCACCCGUACGGCCAGCAUUCCGCUCACCUCAGCCGACACUCGUCAGAAUGCGAUUGAAAGCACUCUGCAGACCAUCUUGAGCACCAUACAGGAGAACCACAACCAGUUGCAGUCGUCAGUACGCGAAGUGAUGCGGGUAGCAAGACGAACUCAGCGUGAGUUAACCGAACUCCGCGAGGACACCGACCUCAUACUCGGCCAGAUGUACAAACCGUCGUGCCAAGAAGUGGCCGAGGACCUGCACGAUGGUACCCGAGGUAGGACCAACGAAGCUAUUGUGGGAGUAUACACCAUCAAGCCACCCAAAUACAAGCCUACGCAGGUGCGCUGUGAGCUGGGCCGGGGUGCUGUAGGCUGGACCGUCAUUCUCUCCAGAUCAAAUGGACGCGAGAGGUUCAAUCGCACAUACCGCGAAUACCAAGAUGGCUUUGGUGACCCAUCUGAUGAGUACUAUAUUGGCAAUGAGCUGCUGCACCGUUUGACAACCUGGCGCUCUCACCAGCUCAGAGUCGUAAUGGAGGACUUUGACGGUCAAAAGACCUGGGUGCAGUACAAGAUCUUCAGGGUGGCCGGAGCAGAGGAUAACUAUCAGCUCACUGUCGGGGAGUUCGAAGCUGACAGUGCUGCAGGAGACGGACUCCAAAUCCAUAAUGGUAUGAAGUUUUCUACCUACGACAAGGAUGACGACAGUAACAAGGAUGGUAACUGUUCCCAGCUGUUCGGUGGAGGAGGCGGGUGGUGGUUCAGCAACUGCUACCAUGUUCUUCCCACUGGUCGUUACCGCUCUGUGGGAGGUAACGAGUAUGGCGGCGUGGCCUGGUACCCAUGGAGAAACGUCAAACAUUCCCUCAAGGCUAUGACCCUUCUUAUCAGAGCCCACUAGAGCUCUCCCAAAAGAAGAAAAACGCCAGAUUUUCCCUAAACUACAUUGUCUUCCUGUAGCUGUAGUUUAGUUCAUUUAUUAUGCACCCCAUACCCAUCCUGUGGGCGGAAGUGGAAAGGGUUAUAGAGGCCCAUAAUGGGCUUAGGAACUGAACCCCAAAAUUCAUUUAGCUAAGCCAGUUAUCUUGAAUUUGUAAUUCCUAAUGAUAUUUCAUUUCUAUUUCUAAAACGUUUAUAAUGUUUAAAAUUGAUUAUCUCAAGAUUUCUGCUUUCGAUAGGCGUAACGUGAAAUAUUUCCUAUGAAAAUCAUUUGGGUUAUGAAAAUCUCUCUGGGUUUUACUGCUAUGUAUGUUGCUUUUAGUAUGCAGGCGACGAGUCACAAUAACGUGGCUAAAGUAAGUUGACCAGACCACACACUAGAAGGUGAGGGGACGACGACGUUUCGGUCCGUCCUAGACCAUUCUCACAAUCGACUUGAGAAUGGUCCAGGACGGACCGAAACGUCGUCGUCCCUUCACCUUCUAGUGUGUGGUCUGGUCAACUUGUUUUUAGUAGUUAGCUUGUCAACUGUAUGUGUUUAAACCAGCAGUAAUUUCAGCCAAUCUCGCCUUGUCUACAAAAGUGUUCUUAUGAUUCCUGUUACAUGAAAGAUCUCCAUCGUGGUCGACCUCAGUAAACCAUUUGAAUUAUUUAAUAUUUUUGUGUACUGUAAACUCUGUUUAAUGACAAACGUUUGAUCAUACAUACCUUUCAGAUUGAGUAAACUAUUUAAAUAUUCUCUUAAAUUUUUUUAAACACAAAAUAUAAUACCAAUCAAGCAAAUAUAGGCUUAUCUGAUUCUGGAAGACAAUUUAAGAAACUUUGCCACUGAUAGAAUUUGGUGCCACCUCAUAAAAUAUACAUUUCCAAAUAA